AUGACGCUCUUAUCCUCUCCCCUACUUGUUUUCUCCGCCGUCCACCGUCGUGCUCCUCCGCCAUCCACCACCACCCCAACAACAAACCACACUGUCCGGUUUCUGUGUUCUCCCGACGUGCCAGCUGUCCGCUUGGAUCAAAGGUUGCCGCGCUUUGUCGUCCCCGUCGCAGCAGAAGAUCUGCUCUACAAUGCCGGAGCCACCGUCGGCGUUCUCGGCGGCGGUUACGCUCUCGUCCGUGCCUUUGAUGAACUCACUAGGAGAAACAUCCUCCAACAGGGUCUGAGCAGAAAGCUGGUUCAUAUAUUGUCUGGCUUGCUUUUUCUGGUUUCUUGGCCAAUUUUCAGCAACUCCCCUAAGGCUCGCUACUUUGCUGCUUUUGUUCCUCUGGUCAACUGCUUGAGGCUUUUGGUCAAUGGUCUGUCACUCGCUUCUGAUGAGGGACUCAUCAAAUCUGUGACCAGAGAAGGAGAUCCACUAGAAUUGCUAAGGGGUCCCCUUUAUUAUGUUCUGAUACUGAUUUUUUGUGCUCUUGUGUUCUGGCGUGAGUCUCCAGUUGGUGUGGUCUCCUUGGCUAUGAUGUGUGCAGGGGAUGGUAUAGCUGAUAUCAUUGGUAGAAGAUAUGGAUCCUUGAAGAUUCCUUACAAUCAACAUAAGAGUUUAGCUGGUAGCAUGUCUAUGCUUGUCUUUGGAUUCUUGGUUUCAAUUGGGAUGCUCUACUACUAUUCAGUUCUAGGACAUGUGCAGUUGGAUUGGGCAAGCACUGUGCCCAGAGUUGCUUUUAUUUCUUUCGUGGCAACAUUGGUGGAGUCCCUUCCCAUUACUAAGGUAAUAGAUGACAACAUCUCUGUUCCACUAGCUACCAUGGUAGUGGCAUUUUUCACUUUCCAUCAUUAACUCUUGGAGUCUACUGGUCUAGUUCCCGUGAAAUGCCUUACUUGUCCUUCUCUAUCCAAUUUUUCCCUGCGAGUGCGGCAAUAUGAUAUUUAGUUUGUUCAUUGUAAAGAAAUUAUUGAAAAUUUGAUAGCAUAAAGAAUGGCUCAAGUAUUUUGUUGUGUUGAUGUUUUAAUUAACACGAUAAAUUUUAUAGCAUAAA
Messenger RNA from Glycine soja, 1096 nucleotides. RefSeq names its product probable phytol kinase 1, chloroplastic. Gene Ontology annotation, cellular component: chloroplast. The record is from RefSeq and is a predicted model, not a curated record. Lineage: Eukaryota; Viridiplantae; Streptophyta; Magnoliopsida; Fabales; Fabaceae. Gene Ontology annotation, molecular function: phytol kinase activity. Gene Ontology annotation, biological process: vitamin E biosynthetic process. Bases 1 to 897 code for a protein of 298 amino acids. The transcript is spliced from 6 exons.